ACUCUCAUCUUUCAAGUCCACAUUUGUUAAUGUUGUUGGUCUGCUGCCAUCCAUCAAGGUGAAAGAGUUAGAUAGAUGAAUUAAGGCAGUUGACUGUAGUCUGUAGAAGCUGUACAGAUCACAGCUGGAUGCUCUGGAGCCAGAACGCUGUCUGGAGAGAUUAAAUCAAGAGCAAGCGGAUGAUCUAGAAGGACACAGAAAUUCUCCUCCAGAUAAGGUUUGCUGGAAUGGGUAAUCUUCUAAAAGUCCUAACAAGAGAAAUAGAGAACUAUCCCCAUUUUUUCCUGGAUUUUGAAAAAACCAAAUGGGGAAUCUUUUAAAAGUGCUCACUUGCACAGAGCUUGAUCAGGGGCCAAACUUUUUCCUUGACUUUGAAAACGCACAGCCGACAGACUGUGAGCGAGAAGUGUGGAACCAAGUGAACGCUGUGCUCCAGGAAUCUGAGAGCAUCCUGUCAGGCCUGCAGGCUUACAAAGGAGCUGGACAGGAGAUCAGAGAUGCCAUCCAAAAUCCUAACGACUUGUUGCUUCAGGAGAGGGCGUGGAACUCAGUGUGUCCUCUUGUCAUCCGACUCAAAAAAUUCUAUAGCUUUUCGUUGAGGCUGGAGAAAGCACUGCAGAGCCUGUUAGAGUCUCUGACAUGUCCACCAUACACUCCCACCCAGCACUUGGAGAAGGAGCAGGCCCUCGCCAAGCAGUUUGCAGAGAUACUGCAUUUCACCCUCCGCUUUGAUGAACUUAAGAUGAGAAUUCCUGCCAUCCAAAACGACUUCAGCUACUACAGAAGAACGAUCAGCCGGAACAGAAUAAAUAACAUGAAUUUGGACAUUGAAAAUGAAGUUAAUAAUGAGAUGGCAAACAGAAUGUCGCUCUUCUAUGCUGAAGCCACUCCAAUGCUGAAAACUCUUAGUACAGCUACAACAAACUUUGUGACAGAGAAUAAAACAUUGCCCCUGGAGAACACCACAGACUGUCUGAGCACAAUGGCCAGUGUGUGCAAGGUCAUGUUGGAGACACCAGAGUACACGAGCCGGUUCAACAGUGAAGAAACGCUUCUCUUCUGCAUGCGGGUGAUGGUGGGCGUCAUCAUUCUCUAUGACCAUGUGCAUCCCAACGGUGCCUUCAACAAGUCCUCUAAAAUCGAUAUGAAAGGGUGCAUAAAGGUCCUGAAAGAUCAGCCAGCUGAUAAUGUUGAAGGUCUUCUUAAUGCCCUCAAAUUCACCACAAAACAUCUGAAUGAUGAAUCCACUCCAAAAAAUAUCAGAACAAUGCUCCAGUAACCUUCUUUUCUGUUUUUGUUUGUUUUGUAUGUUUGUUUUUGUUUUUUAAGCGAAGAGGAUCAGUGUACAGACCUCAAAAGAUGUAUAUGUUUACAUUUAUUUAAGGACUUGAUGUUAAUACUUGUGUGUAUUUACAUAGCCAUUCCCUCCAAUUUACUGCAAUGUAAAAAAAAAAUACCUUUAUUCAGAGCUGAACUGAUUGCCUUUACUGUCUUUUAAAGCACAAAUUAAUGAAGCCUCGCCGCCUUACAAAAAGCUCAUGAUAUUGUUCUCCAUGUUUUUUUUUUUGUUUUUUUUCCCCAAUCAAAAAAAGGUGAUCAUCAAACCAAAGGGGCUAAUGUGUUGUGAGGAGUGUGUGUGUUCAGGGCAAGUGUUGUAGGGUGAGGUUAGGUGAACAGAAGCUAAACGGAGGAUUUACUGAUUUAAACGGUGCUUUUGUCUUGAUUGGAGAGUGAGAAGGCAGUUCAGUAAUGCUAGAGAAAGGAAUGAUGUUACCAAAUGCAUUUCUGUUUUUUUUUUUUUUUUCUUUUCUUUUUUUUAUUGUGUUUUGGCGAAGUUUUUGUUGUAUUUUUUUUCUAUGUGAUGUGUGCUCUUCUUGUUUGUGUGCCUCUGUGUCUAACACGCAUUCUUUACUCAUCACCACAGCUUUAAAAUUUGAAAUAAAAUGACAUUUUGAGUAUAUUUUAA
This is a messenger RNA of Astyanax mexicanus (Mexican tetra), 1966 nucleotides long. It is a transcript of the gene cyria, whose product is annotated as family with sequence similarity 49 member A. The transcript has 13 exons. Gene Ontology annotation, biological process: regulation of actin filament polymerization. The record is from RefSeq and is a predicted model, not a curated record. Gene Ontology annotation, molecular function: small GTPase binding. NCBI's taxonomy places the organism in Eukaryota, Metazoa, Chordata, Actinopteri, Characiformes, Acestrorhamphidae. The coding region runs from base 305 to 1279 and encodes 324 amino acids.